AUGGCGACGGUGUCAUCGCUCGACGGCGACCUGCGGCGGCUGCGGCUGGACAAGUACACGCCGGCGGCGGCACGUGAAGCACGUGAAUGGGUAGAGAGCGUGCUGGGCGAGCCGCUGAGCGGGAGCGACCUGCUGGACGGCCUGCGCGACGGGGUGGCGCUGUGCCGGCUGGCGAACCUGGCCAUGUCAGGACCGGGAAUCCGGUUCAAGAAGUCGGCCAUGCCGUUUGUGCAGAUGGAGAACAUCUCGCACUUUCUGCGGGCAUGCCAGGCGCCACCGCUCAGCCUGCAGCAGCACGACGUCUUCCUGACCGUGGACCUGUACGAGGCCAAGGACCCGGCCCAGGUGCUGCAGUGUCUGAUGGCCUUUAGCCGGGCGGCGAACCGCGUGAACCCGACCGCGUUUCCGACCGCCAUGGGGCCGCGGCCGAGCGGCCGAGCAGCCGGCGGUGGUGGCAGCACGGUCGGCGGCAAUUCCGCUGCUGUCGGGGCCUAUACGGCCACGGCUGGCGGUUCGGGCGUGGGCGGGUCGGUCAUCAGUCCGUCGAACUCGGCCGGGCUCAACAAUGGCGGCGGACGGAGCCCGACAACACAGCCGAGCACGUGGAGCAAGCGGAACAUGGAGGGAGCGACGCCGACCGCUCCGGCCUGGAACAUUGCACAGUACGGCUACAUUGGCGGCGCCAGCCAGGGCAACCUGGGCAUCUCGUUUGGAGGUCGGCGACAGAUUACAAACUCGGAGCCCAAGGUGAUGAGCCUGGCCGAACGCGAACGGCUGCGGAAGGCGAAGGAGGCCGAGACGGAGACGCGACAGAAGGCGAAGGAGGCCGAGACGGAGAUGCGACAGAAGGCAAAAGAGGCCGAGGCGGAGACGCGACAACAAAAGGAGAAGGAGUCGGCAGCACAGGCAGCCAAGGCAGAGGAGAAGCGCAAGGCGGACGAGGAGCGGCGGCGAUGGGAGGAAGAGGAGAAGCAGUGGAAGCUGACGGAAGAGAAGCGACGCCGGGACGAGGCCGAGGCUGAAGCCCGUCUGGCCGAAGAGCGACAGCGGCUACGAAGCAGCGGGAAGGCGACAGGCGGCAUUGUGGCAGCAGCGAUGACGACGACGACGACGACAGCGACGACAGCAACAACCGCAGCAACAGCAACAACAGCAGUCGGUGGACGAGACGGCCGUCUACACGGACAGCUCCUGAGCCAGUACCAAGCCGAGCAGAACGGGACGAGCGGUGGAGGUGGAGGGAGCAAGCAGCCGCUGCGCCAACACGAGGACGAAGACAGCCGUGGCGGAUCAGCCUACAGCAACCGGGUGCGCGAGCUAGAACAGGAGCUGGAGCAGGCGCGACAGCGAGAGCAGGAAUACGAGCGCGAGCGACGAGGACGAGGGCCGACGGCGGCGGCGACCGGGCUCUCGGUAGACGAGGGCAAGGCGCGGUCUCGAAGCCGGGCGCGAUCGCGCAGCCAGGCACCCGGAACGGCCGGACAGCUCAAGAGUCCGGUGCCAAGCCGCCAGGAUUCAUGGUCGCGUCACGAGCCCGAGAUUUUGCGGACGCCUCGCAGUCGAAGUCGCCAUCGGUUUGCCGACCAGGAGCCGCAGCGUGUUGGUGGCGGCCUGGCCAGUCCGCUCAGCAGUCCACCGUUGGGGGCUAGCCGGCCAGGCAGCCAGCCGGUGAGCUCGCCGGCACAGCCGUUGUCGCCGCGACCGCUGCCGGAUCCACGAGCCAGCAGCCGCUUCGGCCAGCCACAAUCGCCACAGCCACAUCAGCCACAAUCACCACACCAGCCACAUCACGCCCCCGGCUUGGCCUCGCCCAUCUCGCCACAGCUGCCGCCACGCAGCCGUCCGCUGCCGAACCCGUCGGCCUACGCGGCGACGUCGUCGCCGGUCACGAAACCGGGACAGUCGCUGCUGGAACGCGAGAUGGAGCUGGAACGCCAGCGCCAGCGCGAAUGGGAGGAUGCUCAGCAGGCAACGGCAGCGGCAGCUGCCGGUCUCCAGCAGGCCACCGGCACCGGCACCGGCUCCAACAACAACAAUGUCGACGGCAUCGACGGCCGCUGGGACGUCAGCCAGUGGGGCGGCUUCACCGGCGGCGACAGCCAGAACCGCGGGGCACAGGGCAUCGGGGCUGGACGCCGACAGAUUGUCGGCCCGCGGCCGCUGCCGGGAUUGCCCGGGCAGCGGUGA
Grosmannia clavigera kw1407 is the source of this 2187-nucleotide messenger RNA. RefSeq names its product CH domain containing protein. Gene Ontology annotation, molecular function: protein binding. Bases 1 to 2187 code for a protein of 728 amino acids. The transcript has 2 exons. NCBI's taxonomy places the organism in Eukaryota, Fungi, Ascomycota, Sordariomycetes, Ophiostomatales, Ophiostomataceae. The record is from RefSeq and is a predicted model, not a curated record.